AUGCACCGUUGCGAACGCGAUGGUGCAAUUUUAAACGUUUUCGAAUCCUCACAGUGCGGGCAGUCGCAGAACAUGGAACGAUUGGCAGAAAGAAGUCUGGAACGACAACAAGAAAAUCUGCGGGCAGUGUUAUAUCCGUUGAGGAAAAAUGAUUGGCCAAGCCGUUUGCAAUCGGAGCGCAUCGCACUGCUCAGCAUCACUGCGUCCAUCAAUGAGUUGAAGCAAAAAUUGGAAGCAAUUGUGGCGUAA
Messenger RNA from Gongylonema pulchrum, 249 nucleotides. The record is from the annotation of a GenBank genome assembly. Lineage: Eukaryota; Metazoa; Nematoda; Chromadorea; Rhabditida; Gongylonematidae.